This is a messenger RNA of Topomyia yanbarensis, 1122 nucleotides long. RefSeq names its product putative mediator of RNA polymerase II transcription subunit 26. The coding region runs from base 1 to 1122 and encodes 373 amino acids. Lineage: Eukaryota; Metazoa; Arthropoda; Insecta; Diptera; Culicidae. The transcript has a single exon. The record is from RefSeq and is a predicted model, not a curated record.
AUGAAUGACGAAUUCACGACUGACGAGAUCACGAAUGACGAAUUCACUAAUGACGAAUUCACGAAUGACGAAUUCACAAAUGACGAAUUCACGAAUGACGAAUUCACGAAUGACGAAUUCACGAAUGACGAAUUCACGAAUGACGAAUUCACGAAUGACGAAUUCACGAAUGACGAAUUCACGAAUGACGAAUUCACAAAUGACGAAUUCACAAAUGACGAAUUCAUGAAUGACGAAUUCACGAAUGACGAAUUCACGAAUGAGGAAUUCACGAAUGACGAAUUCACGAAUGACGAAUUCACGAAUGACGAAUUCACGAAUAACGAAUUCACGAAUGACGAAUUCACGAAUGACAAAUUCACGAAUGACGAAUUCACGAAUGACGAAUUCACGAAUGACAAAUUCACGAAUGGCGAAUUCACGAAUGACGAAUUCACGAAUGACGAAUUCACGAAUGACGAAUUCACGAAUGACGAAUUCACGAAUGACGAAUUCACGAAUGACGAAUUCACGAAUGACGAAUUCACGAAUGACGAAUUCACGAAUGACGAAUUCACGAAUGACGAAUUCACGAAUGACGAAUUCACGAAUGACGAAUUCACGAAUGACGAAUUCACGAAUGACGAAUUCACGAAUGACGAAUUCACGAAUGACGAAUUCACGAAUGACGAAUUCGCGAAUGACGAAUUCACGAAUGACGAAUUCACGAAUGACGAAUUCACGAAUGACGAAUUCACGAAUGACGAAUUCACGAAUGACGAAUUCACGAAUGACGAAUUCACGAAUGACGAAUUCACGAAUGACGAAUUCACGAAUGACGAAUUCACGAAUGACGAAUUCACGAAUGACGAAUUCACGAAUGACGAAUUCACGAAUGACGAAUUCACGAAUGACGAAUUCACGAAUGACGAAUUCACGAAUGACGAAUUCACGAAUGACGAAUUCACGAAUGACGAAUUCACGAAUGACGAAUUCACGAAUGACGAAUUCACGAAUGACGAAUUCGCGAAUGAUGAAUUCACGAAUGACGAAUUCGCGAAUGACGAAUUCACGAAUUCACGAAUGACGAAUUCACGAAUGACGAAUUCACGAAUGAUGGAUUCACGAAUGACGAAUGACUAA